CAAAAACAGGUGGUAAAAUCCAAACCUUACGGCCAGAUUUUAAGUGUAUCGAACUUACUUACAACGAAUCAUUAACUUUCAAGUCCUUGUUUUGUAAUAAAAAUGAGUAAUAAGCGCCGAUUUGUACGUCAUGUCAAUUUUAGAUGCCAGAUAAGACCUGGUGUUUUUGUUGGACUCUGCAUUAAUAUUUUUUAUUUGCAAGUCGUCAGCAAUUGAAUUGUGUAAGCUUCACUUAAGAAAGAGUACUGAGGUCUCAAAAUGCAAUUUGAGUUUGAAUUUGUUGUAAUGGUUUUAUGAUAUUGAAAGCCAAUAGAUAUUUUUAUUCAAGUUUUGUGGUCAAACAUAUUGCUUUUCUUAAUACCAGUGAACUAAAAAUGUUCUCCCACAGUUUUUCAUCAAACGAUAUUUCCAACAUAGAUCACAAUCACACAUCGACUAGUCGACCAGUCUCGACUGCAGGACUCGAUUCGACCUUGCUAAACGCGACUCGAAUGUCAAAACAACUAAAACAAAUCAAGCAACUUCUGAGCAAAACCCGAGCCGGUAUUCGAAGAGAGAAUCCGAGUUUGACAACGUCGAGGGAACUUGUCGGGUUCUGUGAGGAGUUCGCCCAGGAGUUCUUGAGAUGUCUAAGCGUGCUUGAGCCGUUUUUGGAGGUUACUAGAGAUAUUUUCGAAGUUGUUCACUCCAUUUUGAAAGAAUACGAGUCAUCAUCUUCAGUAAAUGAUGAUUGCAAAACGCAGUUGUCGGACAUCGCCACCGAAAUCUCAGACACUGAUCCGAAGUCCAUGUCAAUCACCCGGCUGCUCAAACAGGCAUCAAAAAGUACAAGUGACGCAAAUGACAAAAUCCGCGCAAUAACUCCCGAAAUAUCUGCUGUUUUCGAUUUGAAGGCGAACAAAUUAGAUGGCGACACGAUCCUCGAACUUACGAAUGAGUGUCGUGACAACGCGAAGAUCCUCGCGAGACGAGCAUCAGGCAUGGACACUUUAAGAGCAGAUUGUCAGCACGUGAGAGAAGAGGCGAAGGAGAGGCUGGACAACUAUCCCUGGAGAAAGUAUUCGGAUGCACAGGACAAAAUACGAGAGGCGGAGAAGAAAAUCCGCAGUUUAGAGUCGGCUACCGACAGAGCAGCUGAGAAACGUGACUACGCGCUUACUGUGAAACAACGUCUGGAGAUUGCAAACAGCGCUUUGAGACGAGCUCCUCGGAACGAGCGAGAACAGUUCUACCAGUCAGCCGAGAAAGAACUGCGAAAAGGCCAGCAGAUUCUGUGUGAUAUUGAGAAUGAAGAAAAGAAAAUAGCUGCUAAUUUGGAUAUGGUCAAAGAAGCCACUGAUAGGUUGGAAGAGUUCAACCCCACAACACACUGGGAAGUCAUCAGGGUUCCCGUGAGAUUAAAUACUACCCUUCUAUGCCUGCUAAAAGGACCUCCCCAAAUAAUCAAACGAGUCAAAGUAUCCUGCCUCAAGAAGAACUUCCUCGCUGAAAAGUUUCUGGAACCUGGAGAACAGCUGAUGAGCAACGUGAUCGAACUCACAAACGUGCAGAUCUAUGACCCGCAGUGGCCUUUAGUGGUUUGUAUUCCACAGAAAAGAAAAAUAACCAAUCAGCAGCUGACUGCUGUCAAGUGUUCGACUGAUACGAAAGCGUCCAGUUCCUGGAGUUGCAUGCGCCCAAUGGAAGUGAAUAUAAAGUCAGGCAGCUACCCGAAAAUGAAUGUCAGAGAGUUUUAUUUCGCGGAAGUGAAGAUGACCUCUUUCUGCACUCUGGCGAUUAUAGAGAAAACAAAGGUCACCCCCCUGGCGACCGCCCUCUUUUGAGCACAAUUGCACCCGCUCCUCUGAAUCUACAACAAAACAGG
Molecule: messenger RNA, 1864 nt
Organism: Symsagittifera roscoffensis
Lineage: Eukaryota; Metazoa; Xenacoelomorpha; Acoela; Convolutidae
Exons: 6
Coding region: 294-1823 (509 amino acids)
Source: RefSeq, a predicted model, not a curated record